AUGUCCACAUCUGCAGGAAAAGUGUGCAUUCUUCAAAACAGCUUUGAGCCAGGCUUUAUAGCUGAGGGUGACUACAUUAUUGCAGGAAUCUUUCCCCUUCAUUAUAACCAAGAAAUGCCAGACCUUAACUGUACCUACAAACCACUGCCAGUGAAGUGUAAUGGAUUUGAUCCCAGGGCUUUCCGCUGGGCUCAAACGAUGAGGCUGGCAGUUGAGGAGGUAAACCAGAAUCUGGAGCUUUUGCCAAAUUACACCCUGGGGUACAAAAUCUUUGAUUCGUGUGCAUAUCCACUGACUGGCCAGAGAGCUGCUAUGGCUGUACUAAACGGGAUGAGUGAAGAUGACUCUCCCAUGUGUAGCGGUGCUUCUCCACUCCUUGCUGUAAUUGGUGAAUCUGGUUCUGCUCAGUCCAUUGUGGUGUCAAGAAUCCUCCAGCCAUUCCGAAUCCCAAUGAUCAGUUACUUUUCUUCAUGUGCAUGUUUCACUGACAGAACAAAAUACCCUACCUUUUUCAGGGUAAUCCCUAAUGAUGAUUAUCAGGUGAAAGCAAUUGCUCAGCUGCUGGUACGCUUUAACUGGACUUGGGUGGGGGUGGUGCGAGGAGAUCAUGAAUAUGGCCGUUUUGCUGUGCAAGGCUUAAUGAGAGAACUACAGGGUACCAGCGUGUGUGUGGCAUACCAAGAAAUGAUUCCUCUGCUCUACAAUCAACAGAGGGCACUGGAGAUCAUGCAGGUAAUGCGUAGCUCUUUGGCAAGAGUGGUGGUAGUAUUUUCAGCUGAGGGGGAAAUGACGCCUUUCUUGAGAGACUACAUGAAGCAGAACAUCACUGGAAUCCAGUGGGUGGCUAGUGAGGCCUGGGUCACAGCAUCUGUCUUUACAGGGAAAGAGUAUUACCCCUAUCUGGGAGGUACAGUCGGGUUUGGCAUCAGAAAAGGUUAUAUCUCAAGACUCAGCAACUACUUGGAAACCGUAAACCCACAGAGGUAUCCCAAUAAUAUGCUGUUGCCACCUUGCUCAGGGCAAGAGUCACCGCUGAAACAGCAUUCAGCCUACUUGAAUACAUCAAGCCCUAGAGUGGCCUAUAAUGUAUAUAAGGCUGUAUAUGCAAUUGCUCAUUCCCUGCAAAACCUUCUCAUGUGUCAACCAGGCAGUGGGCCUUUUAAGAACCAGUCAUGUGCACAAAGUGACAAUGUACUGCCUUGGCAGCUCCAGUACUACCUGCAGGAAGUGAAAUUUAUAAUUGCUGGGGAAGAGGUAAACUUUGACUUGAAGGGUGACUCUAUACCCUAUUAUGAUAUUAUCAACUGGCAGCGAGGCACAAGCGGGAACAUUGAAUUUGUCAACGUGGGGCUGUUUGAUGGAACCAAACCUGCUGGAGAGGAGCUGGUGAUCCAGGAGGACAUGAUAAUGUGGGUGCCAGUGUCUGUAUGCAGUGCCAGCUGUUUUCCAGGGUCCCGGAAGGCUGUCCGUCGUGGGGAGCCUGUCUGCUGCUUUGACUGUGUACCAUGUGACAAUGGCAAGAUUAGCAAUCAGACAAAUGCAAUAGAAUGCACAUUUUGUCCCGAGGACUUCUGGUCAAACAAAGACAGAACAGCCUGUAUCGCCAAAAAAGUGGAGUUUUUGGCCUAUGAUUCCUUAGGUAUAGCCCUGACAGUCACUUCUGUGGUGGGGGCUUGUCUCACUAUAGUUGUUUUAGCAGUGUUCUUUUACCACAGAAACACUGCCAUUGUCCGUAUCAAUAACUCUGAACUUAGUUUCUUUAUCUUAUUUGCUUUAACACUGUGUUUCCUUUGUUCUCUGGUUUUCAUUGGAGAGCCAACAUUUUGGUCCUGCAUGCUGCGUCACACUGUCUUUAGCAUUACAUUUUCACUUUGCAUCUCCUGCAUCCUGGGAAAGACACUGGUGGUGCUGGCUGCUUUCACUGCCACCCGUCCAGGGGAAAACAUCAUGAAGUGGUUGGGACCCAAGCAGCAGAGGGCCAUUAUUUUCAGCUGCACUCUUGUUCAAGUAGUUAUUUGUGGCGCUUGGCUAAUUGAUGCACACCCUUAUCCUUCACGAAAUACUAAAUACGAACGCUCAAAGAUCAUAUUGGAGUGUAGCGUAGGAUCAAGCCUUGCAUUCUGGUGUGUUUUAGGAUAUAUUGGUCUCCAGGCCUGUCUCUGCUUUGUACUGGCAUUUCUGGCACGCAAGUUGCCAGGCAACUUCAAUGAGGCCAAGUUUAUCACUUUUAGCAUGCUGAUCUUCUGUGCUGUGUGGCUGGCAUUUAUUCCUGCUUAUAUCAGCUCCCCUGGAAAUUAUGCAGAUGCAGUUGAAUCCUUUGCCAUUUUGGCCUCCAGCUUUGGCUUGCUAUUCUGUCUGUUUGCUCCAAAGUGUUACAUAAUUUUAUUAAAGUCAGAAAAAAAUACAAAACAGCACCUAAUGGGAAAAGAAAAGAAGUAA
Molecule: messenger RNA, 2439 nt
Organism: Haplochromis burtoni (Burton's mouthbrooder)
Lineage: Eukaryota; Metazoa; Chordata; Actinopteri; Cichliformes; Cichlidae
Product: extracellular calcium-sensing receptor-like
Exons: 10
Coding region: 1-2439 (812 amino acids)
Biological process (GO): G protein-coupled receptor signaling pathway
Cellular component (GO): membrane
Molecular function (GO): G protein-coupled receptor activity
Source: RefSeq, a predicted model, not a curated record